AUGUGCCUGGCCAGCCAGCUACUCAUGCAUCCCCUCCACCGCUCCCUUCGGCUUGGCUGCAGCUACAAGCCAUGGCGGCCUCCUGGGGUCAGGCCACUCGUGUCCAUCUCCCACAGGUCCUCUGGCAGAGAGGGUGACGAGGACUCCCUGAGCAAGAGGGAGCGGAAAGGUUUUAUCCAGAACCAGCUGUUCAUGGGGGAGAAGCUGCAGAAGCCUGAAUUUGGAACGCUGAUGGCCGACCUGGACCAGGACAAGGAUCAGGUGGUGAACUUCCAGGGAUAUGUCACUUCUGGGGCCUUGGCUAUGCUCUGCCAUGAGGUUCUCGGUGGUUAA
Messenger RNA from Pipistrellus kuhlii (Kuhl's pipistrelle), 333 nucleotides. RefSeq names its product protein S100-A6-like. The record is from RefSeq and is a predicted model, not a curated record. Lineage: Eukaryota; Metazoa; Chordata; Mammalia; Chiroptera; Vespertilionidae. Gene Ontology annotation, molecular function: S100 protein binding. Gene Ontology annotation, cellular component: perinuclear region of cytoplasm; nucleus; cytoplasm.